Knipowitschia caucasica is the source of this 600-nucleotide messenger RNA. The record is from the annotation of a GenBank genome assembly. Lineage: Eukaryota; Metazoa; Chordata; Actinopteri; Gobiiformes; Gobiidae.
AUGCAAUAUUCACUUAGUCCUCCUCAGUCUUCCUCAGUCCCUCUUAGUCCCUUUAGUCCUCCUCAACCCUUCUCAGUUCUCCUCAGUCUCCUUAGUCCCUCUAGUCUCCUCAGUCUUCCUCAGCUCUCCUUGGUCAACUGUCCUCCUUGGUCCUCCUCAGUCCCUCUCAGUCCUCCUCAGCCCUCCUCACUCUCCAUACCUGAACAUGUGGUCACAGGAGCGCGGGUUCAAAGCACCGCAGUCACCAGAGACAGCAGCGCCGCAGCAGCUGGUGUGAUUCUCAGACUGCAGGAGAACCAGGGUCGCACAUCCACGGUGUGCAGUAACUGUGAGAGCGAAACUUUCUUUAAAUCCAGAGGAGCAGGCUGCAGAGGGUUGUUUACAGACGCUGUCAUUCAGCGCACACAGGGCACUGAAGCACAACAAAGAGUACGGGCCGAAGGACACUUCAGUCUGCACCUCACCUGGGACCGGCAGCAGUCGCUGCCACUGAGCGACUUAUUGUUUCCCGGUUUGGCUCAAACAGCAGCAGAGCAACAGGCCAAUUCAGAAAGAACAUUUCCUGAGCCACUGGAGAAGGGCCAUGAAGAGGAGAGCUGA